AUGGAGCCAGAGGUCCACGCGGUAUUUGAGCCGGUGACAGGCACAUGGCAAUAUAUUGUGGCGGACGCACACACGAAAGACGCCGUCAUCAUCGACUCUGUCCUCGACUACGACAAAGACACAGGCAAGGUGUCGACGCGCUCCGCCGACGAGAUCCUCGACCUGGUGGCCCAGCGCGGAUACACUGUGACCAGGAUCCUCGAGACGCACGCCCACGCCGACCACCUCACGGCCUCGCGGUACCUGCAGGACGUUCUUGCGGAGCGACAGCGACAGCAAAGCAGCACUGCCAGACCUCCGCAGGUGUGCAUUGGCCAGCGCAUCGCACAGGUCCAGGAAACCAUGUCCAGGAUCUACAACGUCGCCUCGGCGGAGCUAGUCGACGCGUUCGAUCACACCUUUUCCGACAACGAGACCUUUGCCAUUGGAAGCCUCGAGGCCCGCGCGAUCCAUCUCCCAGGCCACACGCCCGACCACCUCGGCUACGUGGUCGGAUCCGCCGUCUUCACGGGUGACUCCAUCUUCAACCCGGACGUCGGCUCCGCCCGCUGCGACUUCCCCGGCGGGUCGGCCGCGGACCUGUUUCGGUCGAUGCAAACGCUGCUGGCUCUCCCGGGACAUUUCAGGCUGUAUACGGGCCACGACUACCCGCCUGACGGUCGAGACGUGGCGCUUGACGGUAACGGGCGGAAUGUAGUGGUCGUGGCGGCUGGGGGGAACAGCAAGGCCGUGCCGUUCACGACCGUCGACACCCAGGCAAGGGAGAACAAGCACGUCAAACGCGGCACAUUGAUGGACGACUUUGUCAAGUGGCGCUCAGAGCGGGACUCUGGUCUCGCCGAGCCCAAGCUGCUCGCCCAGGCCAUGCAGGUCAACAUUCGCGGCGGCAGACUGCCCGCCACGAGCUCAGAUGGCUUCAAGCUCACGGACGUACCCGAACGAGUGGUCAGGGUCGGUCAGGCCGCUGCGUGA
Molecule: messenger RNA, 972 nt
Organism: Fonsecaea multimorphosa CBS 102226
Lineage: Eukaryota; Fungi; Ascomycota; Eurotiomycetes; Chaetothyriales; Herpotrichiellaceae
Exons: 1
Coding region: 1-972 (323 amino acids)
Biological process (GO): hydrogen sulfide metabolic process; glutathione metabolic process
Molecular function (GO): sulfur dioxygenase activity
Source: RefSeq, a predicted model, not a curated record